Molecule: messenger RNA, 1101 nt
Organism: Peronospora matthiolae
Lineage: Eukaryota; Oomycota; Peronosporomycetes; Peronosporales; Peronosporaceae
Source: the annotation of a GenBank genome assembly
AUGAAGCGCCGGGUGGUGGACGGCGACGCACGCAAGCGACUGGGCGCGUACGAGAAGCACUCGGAGAUUGGACGGGGCACGUAUGGUACCGUGUACCUCGGCUACCAUGCCGACUCGCGCGCGCCUGUAGCGAUCAAGAAGGUGCUGGGGCCACUAAAAGAAGCACGACACGAGGCCGAAAUGCUCGCCAAGUGUCGGGGCGCGGCGCACGUGGUACAGCUCUUGGAAGCUGUGGAGCGUCGGGGGAAGCUGUACCUGGUUAUGGAAUAUCUGGACAGCGACCUUGAGACGCUGAUUAGUGCGACGGAGAGUGUGCCGACGUUGGAGAUCGCGCAAGUGAAGGCGAACUUGAAGAUGCUGCUGCUUGGGGUGCACGAGCUGCACGCGAGAGGGAUUCUCCAUCGAGAUUUAAAGCCCAACAAUCUGUUGCUGUCCAAGACGCUGCGAUGUGCCAAGAUCACGGACUUUGGCAUGGCGACCUUGAUUGAUCCAGCAGGUGCAGAUGAAGAUCAAGGAAGUACGGACGCCAGGGCUAACAUAGAGGAGAAGGUGAACCCCAAGCGGUCGGUGCAAGUUGUUACGCGGGCGUAUCGGCCACCCGAGAUCUUUUUUGGUGAAGAGCGAUAUGGCUGGGAAGUCGACAUGUGGUCGGUAGGCUGCAUCUUUGCCGAGAUGUUGCUGCGUCGUCCGUUGGCGGAUGGGUCCUCGGACAUUGACCAGCUGAGCAAGAUUUUCGCUGCGUUGGGAUCUCCAACUGAGAACGGAUGGAGCGAAGCAAGUCAGCUGCCGUUUUACCUCCGGUUUAAGGACACGAACCCGACACCGCUAGCCGAGCAAUUUUCAAUGCUGUCAGCUGCUGGCGUCGAUCUACUGUCUCAAUUGCUGCAGCUCGAUCCAAAGAAACGUAUCUCAGCGUCCAAGGCACUCCAGCAUGAGUUCUUCAGCGAAGAUCCCGAGCCCGCAGCUCCGUCCGAUCUCAUUGUCGUUGACGUUCCUGACCGUGUAGAGUCAUCAGCUAUCGAAAGUGGCACCGCCGAUGUCGUCGUCACGUCCGACGCAAGCCAUACAUUUAUGAUCAAAAAAGGGCGACGCCUUUUGUAG